Messenger RNA from Schistosoma guineensis, 2076 nucleotides. The record is from the annotation of a GenBank genome assembly. Lineage: Eukaryota; Metazoa; Platyhelminthes; Trematoda; Strigeidida; Schistosomatidae.
AUGCGUUUUUUAACUCCUGAAAUAGCCUGGCAUGAAACGCUACCAAUAUAUUCAUGUGAUCUACAAAAUCGUCUCAAAUUAAUAAGUGAUAACAAUAAUAAAUGUAGCAAUCAAACAUCUAGUCGUAGUCCUUUAAGUGAAUUAAAUUUCAAAAAUGUUAAAGAUCUCGAUCCUGAUUUGAAUUGGACAAGAUUGGCAACAGCUGGUGGUGAUAAUGUUGUUCGUUUAUGGCGUGUUCAGUUGAAUUGGUUACCUGGAGUUUUGAAAACAACAACAAAGCAAACUGAAUCUCAAUGUACUACUAAUCUAACGGUAGCUAAAAAAGAUCCUGGUGUUAAUACUCCUGGUACGACACAAAAAACUGAUUCCAAACAAUUCGAACAUUUAACUUAUUUGGCUUCAUUAAAACGUCAUGAAAAACCUGUCAAUGUUGUUCGUUGGUCACCUUCAGGUGACUAUCUGGCAUCAGCUGGAGAUGAUUUAUUCAUUAUAAUAUGGUCAAAUCAAACAAAUACCAAUAAUGGCAUGAUCACUUCGAUAGAUAAUUCAUCCAAUUUAAAAGAUGAAGAUGAUGAUGAUGAUAAUGCUAUAAAUUCGGAAAUAUGGAUUCCUUGUCGAAGUCUAAGACGUCAUUUAGAAGAUAUCUACGAUGUUUGUUGGUCUCCAGAUGAACGUGCACUUAUAUCCGGGUCUGUUGAUCAUUCAAUCAUAGUUUGGCACCUUGACUUAAUUCCAUCACCGUCAUCUACUCUCCCAGCUGAAGAUUUCAGCAGUAUUGGAGAAGUGGGUCCAGAGAACAGUCAUUCUAAUCGAUCUGAGAAUGCACCUGCCCCAAGUACAAAUACCAGUCAAGCUACAAUCAAAACCUUAAUUCUACGUGAUCACAAACAUUAUGUACAAGGUGUUGCUUGGGACCCAUUAGGAUUUUAUGUCGCCAGUUUAAGCAGUGAUCGAGCUUGUCGGAUAUAUCAUGCUGGAACUAAAAAUUGUUUAGCACAUGUGUCUAAAGCUGGAAAACAACGUUUAUUUCAAGAUGAUUCUUGGAAGUCGUUUUUUCGACGUCUUACUUUUAGUCCGGAUGGUUUACUUCUUGUUUGCCCAUCAGGUAAUCUUGAAGAGGCUACAUUUGCUGGACUAACCAGUUCAACUAUGAAUUCUUCAGCCAAUGGAUUUGAACAGCCAGACAAAAUAGUAGAUACUACCAUUCCACUGGUUGCUCCUCAACAUGCAGCGCAUAUUUUUGUACGUUCAAAUUUCACUCGUCCUGUGGUCAGUUUACCAACAGGUUCUAAGCCAGUUGUUGCAGUUCGCUUUUGUCCUCAACCGUUCCAAUUAAGACAGGUUAACUUAAACUAUCAGAAUGCCACAAAUCAAUGUUCUAGCUUGUUUAAUCUUGCAUAUCGAUGGCUGUUUUGCUUAGUAUUAGAAGAUAGUGUUCUCUUUUAUGAUACUCAACAAACUGUACCAUUUGCUCAGGUUUCUCAGCUUCAUUAUCAAGCUUUAAAUGAUGCAUCAUGGUCUAAAGACGGGCAUUUAGUUGUAAUCUGUUCUACUGAUGGUUAUUGCUCUCUGAUUCACUUCGCACAUGGUGAACUUGGCGCAUUUUAUCGUGGUACGUUUGGUGCGCCUAAUCCACAGGCGAUCUCAAUCGACAAUGCUGUUAGUGAAACAGAUAAGUGCCAGAUUAACGAAGUUGAAAUGCUAUCAUCCGUAGUAGGGGAUGCAGUUAACGACGCUAUCAAGGAAGCAAACACUCCUCCAAAAUCUAAUGUUUCAUCUGCCACAGUUCCUGACUCAAACAAAUUAACCACUGAAGCAAAGUCAUCAGAAUCAAGCAUUAAUAGUAAUCCCAUUGUUGUCGAUGGUGCCACAACUGUAUCUAAACAAAAAAGACGUGUACAGUUAACAACAUUGGUUUCCUUCAGUGAUGGGAAUAUAACUAAUAACAGUAAAACAGAUAACACUCAGAUUUCAAAAAAUUUACCGAAUGACUCAGAUUUCCGCCCAACAUAUCCCAAAUCUUAUAAAUUUGAGGAAAGAGAUGUUAUAGAAAUCGAGGAUUCGCCGACUUCCUAA